Messenger RNA from Dufourea novaeangliae, 3372 nucleotides. RefSeq names its product metal transporter CNNM4 (gene uex). Gene Ontology annotation, biological process: magnesium ion homeostasis; transport. Gene Ontology annotation, molecular function: transmembrane transporter activity. The record is from RefSeq and is a predicted model, not a curated record. The transcript is spliced from 14 exons. The coding region runs from base 1 to 2961 and encodes 986 amino acids. Gene Ontology annotation, cellular component: plasma membrane. Lineage: Eukaryota; Metazoa; Arthropoda; Insecta; Hymenoptera; Halictidae.
AUGAUGGCGCAACAUGUUGACCGUUUAUGCACACCGGCAGCUCUUUUAUUGCUUGUUUUUACGAUUUUCAACAUAGUAUACGCUAAUGCAAUUACAGGAGUGAAAGUAAUCGGUAGUCCGAAUGUGAAAUCAGUGAAUAUCUUGGAUAGGAAAGAAUUAAAUACGAUUGAACAUUCGUUCGAUAGUUCAGAUUUCUUCGUCGAGGUUCUUGGCACCGGCCUCGAGAGCAAUAUUUCUUUAUGCUGGUCACCUACAUCCGAUGAUUGCGAUCCCAGCAACAAAUUGUACGCGAUCUGGAUCGCGUCGAACGGAAGUCGUGCAAUAUACCAGUUCACCGAGGAUCCUAAUUUUAAGGUUACCACAAUCUAUUUCUGUCUGAGAAUCGUCACCAGGUUCGGCGAAACAUGGACCAAUCUUGGGAGCAAGUUUACUAUCAGUCCUCUUCCGUCGCUAUCGGAGAAACACAAUCUUGUGCGUCGUGCAGAUUUUGUACCCUCUGGCAAUGCUGUCCAUGAAAGUUUAAUAACAGAAGAAGUCCAUACAGAAGCAUUUAUCGAAGGUAUAAGAAUAGAAACAUCAGAUAAGGAUCCGAGUUAUAGAAAUGAUGGAAUCCCAGAGAUAUUAGCUGGGAGUAGGGCUGUUAUAAGAUUAUUUGGUUCUGGUAUCACAGAAGAUACAUUAGUCACUUUUACUGAUGAACCAUCAAAAAGGGGUACCAUUUGUGAUAAAAUCAAAAGCAAUGAAUUUCCAGUAAAAAAUGUACAUAACAAUACUGCAACCAUUGAUGUGGUGCUGCCACUAGGUUCGCCAUUUUAUGUUUGUAUAAAGCAACCGGUAUAUGGAAAGGAAGGGCCUGAUCUCUUACUUUUCAAACAUCAAGGCAUUGAACCAUGGAAAACUAUCUAUACAUACGAAAAAUUCUUGCCACUUUGGCUUGGUAUUGUAAUUAUUCUCAUGUGUCUCUGCUUUUCUGCUCUAUUCUCCGGUUUGAAUUUGGGAUUAAUGGCAAUGGAUAGAACUGAAUUGAAAAUACUAUGUAACACUGGAACUGAAAAGGAAAAACAAUACGCAAGGACGAUACAACCAGUCAGGAAUCAUGGGAAUUAUUUAUUAUGUUCGAUUUUGUUCUCAAACGUUUUAGUGAAUUCAAUCUUCACUAUUUUGUUAGAUGACUUAACUUCUGGAUUAGUUGCCAUUAUCUGCUCCACCUUAGCUAUUGUAAUUUUUGGCGAAAUUUCACCGCAAGCUAUUUGCAGUAGACACGGAUUAUGUAUCGGAGCUAAAACAAUUUACGUAACAAAGUUGACCAUGAUAAUAACAUUUCCAUUGAGUUAUCCCAUUAGCAAGCUUCUAGACGUUCUUCUUGGCGAAGAAAUUGGCAAUGUGUAUAAUCGUGAACGUUUAAAAGAACUUGUAAAGGUCACGACGGGUUACAAUGAUUUAGAAAAAGACGAAGUAAACAUCAUCGCCGGCGCAUUAGAAUUACGAAAGAAGAGUGUUGCGGACAUAAUGACAAAAAUUGAAGAUGUAUAUAUGUUGGAUUACAACGCUAUCUUAGAUUUUGAAACAGUGUCAGAGAUUAUGAAGUCAGGUUUUUCGCGGAUACCAGUGUAUGAAGGAAUAAGAACAAAUAUAGUAACAAUGCUUUACAUUAAGGAUCUUGCGUUUGUUGAUCCGGAUGAUAAUUUGCCGUUGAAAACUUUGUGCCAAUUUUAUAAAAACCAAUGCAAUUUUAUUUUCGAAGAUGUUACGUUAGACAUAAUGUUCAAACAGUUCAAAGAAGGUCACAAGGGUCAUAUGGCAUUUGUUCAAAGAGUAAACAACGAAGGUGAAGGAGAUCCAUUUUAUGAAGUAAUAGGAUUGGUUACAUUGGAGGAUGUCAUAGAAGAAUUGAUUCAAGCCGAGAUCAUGGAUGAAACUGACGUCUUUACGGAUAACAAAACGAAACGUAGAAGACCGGCUAAGCAUAAAGUGCAAGACUUUACUGUGUUCGCGGAGAAGAAAGAAAACCAACGAAUUCAUAUAUCACCACAGUUGACAUUGGCCAUGUUUCAGUAUUUAUCCACAACUGUAGAUGCAUUUAAGCCCGAUACAAUAUCGGAAACUAUUUUACGUCGUUUGCUUAAACAAGACAUUAUUUAUCAUAUCAAAGUGAAAUCCCGCGAAAAAGCGAGAAAUGAUCCGGCAGCGGUGAUUUAUCAACAAGGGAAAGCGGUUGACUACUUUGUUUUGAUCCUGGAAGGUCGCGUUGAGGUUACAGUCGGCAAAGAGAAUAUGAUGUUUGAAAGCGGUCCAUUUACAUAUUUCGGUUGUCAAGCGCUUACCGUGAAUAUAGGAGUCUCGGAAUCGCCAACUAGCGCGAAUCCACAAGCGGUAGGAAGCAUACAAUCGAUCAAUCUCGACUCCAUGCUACGAUGCACUUUUGUCCCUGAUUAUUCAGUACGAGCGGUAACGGAAGUGUUUUAUGUGAAAAUAAAACGAUCGUUUUAUUUGGCUGCGAAACGGGCAACGCUUCUGCAAAGAAGUCAAAAAGAUCCGUUACCCGGUCAAGAGCAAUUUGACGAUGAAGUUGAGAAGUUAUUGCAUUCUUUGGACGAGGACGAUCGUAGCGUGCCAGAAUCUCCCGUGUUACCAAUGGAUAAAGAAAAGGAGCCGAAAAGGGACAAAGACAGCUCGCAAUCUCCCGUUUAUAGUGCAACCGCUCCAACGUCACCGGCACCAGUUAGCGCCAGUCCAGUUACGCAUUCGAAAUUCGUUUCAUCUUAUAGCGAUCAUAAUGGCAAGCUUAAAAAUUCACCGAUAAAGACGCCUUCGUUAACAAGUCCCACUCAAGGACCGAAUAAAUUAGACUUGGAUUCGGAAAUUCUUGCGCGUCAAGAACUGAACAGAGUGAUGUCGGCUAAGAAAUUGCUCGAAGAAGAAGAAAGAACGAAUCUCCUGCCUAAGCAAGAUGACUCUUAACGUUCGGAGAACAGUCGGUGAUGUUUAAACGCAUCGACGCUUAUAAACUUACAAGUAUCAAACAACGAAGAGCAGGAAAAACCUCUAUGACAUACAAUGCUAUCGUAGCAUUAGGUACUUAACGAAUUACUUAAAUAUUUAUCCUCCGAAACAAAUCGAUAACUGAUCACGCGAGUUUUAAUUUUCGAAAUAGUUGAUCCAGAGACUGUCCGCGACAUCCGAGUUUCUAUCAAGUUAGUACGCUCAGGGAAGAUUGCCAAAUUUUCAGACGUAUCCUUCUUAUAAGUCUACGUAAAUAACAGACUACGUAACCAAAACGUAAAUGCACACUCCGUCAUUGGACGUCUUGAUUUCUCUUCGAGCACUGCUACAUAGAAUGCAUAAUUUUUAUGUGUACACAUAGCGAGAAAG